Molecule: messenger RNA, 1692 nt
Organism: Pseudo-nitzschia multistriata
Lineage: Eukaryota; Bacillariophyta; Bacillariophyceae; Bacillariales; Bacillariaceae
Source: the annotation of a GenBank genome assembly
GAAGAACCCUCUUUCGUCGUUGAUAUCUUCUCGACGUCAAGAAGCCCCGAAACUCAUACAAUUUCGCAAUUACUUAUCUGCUGCAACUGGAAUAAAAACUGGAUCUAUUUUAUCUCCCGUAGUCUGGGCGUUGCAAGAGGAUUUCAGGCCUGAAGAAAACAUGUUCGCAACCAAUAACGCAGUAGCUUUAGCAGCAGGAAUUAGUACGAUCGCUGUCACAAUUUCCAUAUUUUCAUGGAUGGAAAUGCAAAGAAUCCAGAAUGAGUUGGACUUGCUGAAAGAAAAAAGAAAUACCGUCGACAAACAGAACCAAGAUUCAAGAGAAAAUAAAAUCCACGAUUCUAAUGGUGCGAGAGGCAAGAAUGGCGAAUCUAUUUCGUAUGGACAAGAGUCGAAAACAGGAGAAAAAUCCCAUAAACCGAAUGAAAGACAAACUCAACAACCGGAGGAGGAUCAGAAUGACCUUUCUGUGAUGCGAAUUGGAGUUAUUCGAUCCAUAUACAGGCUUUGCGUGGGUACGCCUCGCCAGGGGCUACUCGCUCCUGAUGCUCGAGGACGAAUUGAAUUGGACAAGAUUGGCAACUCAUCGACAGCAGCAACAGUGAGUGGCUUGGAGGAAUUUUCUUACAUUUGGGUCCUCUUUCACUUCCAUCUCAACACACAAUCUGCCAAGAAAGCCCGACGCUUUAAGUCGAAGAUCUCUCCUCCUGCAAUGGGCGGUAAAAAAGUUGGAAUCUACGCCACCAGAUCACCUCAUAGGCACAACCCCAUUGGCAUUACUUUGUGCAAACUCGAUCGCAUACAAGAGUACGGACCACACAAAGUGACACUUCACGUGAGUGGCCUUGAUCUUGUCGACGGAACGCCCGUCCUAGACAUCAAGCCUUACGUUCCUGUAUACGAUUCCGUGAAUGCAGUAGCUCAGGCUACUUUGUCACCCUCACCACCAGAAGUGCAAAUAGAAUCAUCGAUAUCUUCGUCACAAACACCAAACGGCUCUUCUAGUAUGUCCCCUGCGUUUGGAGAUCUUCCACUCCCACCACCUCGAGUUCCCGAAUGGGUGCAGGGAGGACUGGCAACUAAACGCAAUGUUGUUAUUACGAAAACCGCAAAGAAUGAACUGGAAGAAAUACUACAGCACAAUCCCAAAGCACUAGAUUUUUAUGGUUCGCAUUGCUAUUGCGAUAGCGACGGAAAGGGCGAUAGCACAGCUGCAACGAUGUUGCGAGUAAUAGAGCAAGUCCUUAGCAUUGAUGUUCGCAGCUCCCACCAAACACGGAAGGCCCGUACCGGUCGUUCCCAGGCCGAACGAGCAGCACGCGUUCGAUCGACUUUUGACGUAGAGUCGACCGUGGCUUCGAACAAUGAUAGUGCAGAAACGAAACGGGACGAAAUGGAACAAAUCACGACACAAGAUGCUGUCGAAGAAUUGCAGGAAAGGAAAAUGUGUACGCAGCAACUCGAUAAUCUUUUGAUAUACUUUACUAUACAAGAAGUUGCGGUGAAAAGGGACUCGUCGCAUGGGAGUGGGUGAGUUUCAAGAGUGACAGUCUUGUUGCUUUCAGUCUUUGUUAUAUUUUUCUGCAAUAUUUCUCAUCUUUUGUUCUUCUUCGUCGAUGUGAAUCUCCACGGUUGUGAUGAUUAGGGCCGAAGACGGAAUUACCGUCGAAAGAAUAAAACUACUUUCCAACG